Notothenia coriiceps (black rockcod) is the source of this 4202-nucleotide messenger RNA. RefSeq names its product smoothelin b (gene smtnb). NCBI's taxonomy places the organism in Eukaryota, Metazoa, Chordata, Actinopteri, Perciformes, Nototheniidae. The coding region runs from base 1 to 2778 and encodes 925 amino acids. The transcript has 15 exons. Gene Ontology annotation, molecular function: protein binding. The record is from RefSeq and is a predicted model, not a curated record.
AUGUGUUCCUCUUUUCUUCUCCAGGAGACAGAGCGGGAGAGUCACAGUGAGCAGGAGCGUGUCCGAUCUCAGAUCCGGGAUUUAAGGGGACAGCAGACUCAACAAAGCAAAGAGCUGCAGAGAAAAGGCUCCAGCUCAGACAUGGUGCUGGAUCUGGAUCACCUGGGGAAGGACGAUGGCCCUGCAGCGCUGCUGAUCCAGCCUCAGAGAGAGGCUGAGAUCAGCGAGCCGGACCUCGUCCUGUCUCAUCGUCAGAGGUCCGACUCCUCAGCGUCAGACCGCAGUGCGACCUCUGGGCUCUCCAGGUCCAAUCUGGAUUCUGUGGCUUCAGAGAAGAGCGGGGGCUCAGCCUUCAGAGGCCGGCUGGACUCUGGAGCCUCGGACAGGAGCCAGAGUCCCUUCCAGAGAGGUCGGCUGGACUCUGGGGCUUCAGAGCGGAGCGUCGGCUCCCUGACCCACAUCAGGCAGAGACUGGGUUCAGAUGUCUCAGACUCCGGCGUCAGACCCCGUCUGGGCUCCGGGGCUUCAGACAGCGCUGGGCUUUUGUCACGGAAAAGGACGGACUCGGGGACAUCUGUUAGUGCGAGUGUGUCCUCUGAGGAGAGGGGUCCAGCAGAGGAUGUGGAGGUAUCCACGAGCGGUUCCACUUACAGCACAGAUUCAGAAGUUGAGAGCGUAAGUCAAGAUCCAGCCAGCCUUCAGGCUCCGUCCAAACAGGACAGCAUCAUCGACCAGGAGCAGCCGGAUGGAGCCGUCUUAUCCCGGAAAGAUCCUGCAAAUGGCCUGCUCAACGGCAGCAUCAAGGGAACAUUUGACUUCCAGAAAGAAAAGAUGACAAUAAACAGUGAUCUGCUCCUCAAUAAUGGCAAAGCAAAGGAUUCUGCACCUGAGAAGAAAGUGGUAUUGGAACAAUUCAACCGAACCAACUCUGUACGCGAUCGAAUGCGUAAAUUCACUGAAGCAACCCAGAGCGCAAACGUCCCAGCUCUGAGGAAAGCUCCUCUGAGGAACGGCACCUCCUCCGGCAGCAGCCAGGCGAAUCUGUCCAGAGCCACCGAGAUGUUUACACACACAGGAGCAUCCCUCAGCACAUCUGGAGACAGGCCAGAGAGGCCACGUGUGGACUCCACAUGUCACACCUCCGCAGCAUCCCAGAGUCAAGCCGUACCUCAGCCAAGAGGUGUGGCCAGUAAACCUCUGUCUUCAGCCGGCCAAUGGCAGAGCUCCGUAGGCGGGACGAGGCAUCCAGCAGAAAAAGAUGCGCAUGCCUCCAGUAACUCAAAGGAAGACGGGACCCCAGGGAGAGCAGCUGAGCAGCAGGUCACCCAGGGAGAGGCAGACCCCGACAUGAAGACUUUCCUCACUAUCGAGAUCAAGGGUGGGCGCACCACCUCCACCUCUACGUCCUCCCCCAGGGGCAACAUGGUGCCCAUCACCAACAUGACCCCACGCAUCACCACUAAUCCUCUGGGGCAGAGAGGAGAGUUGACCCUCGGCCUCAGAGCUACACCGUUCAAGAUCUCCUCAUCCAGCCUCUCCUCCGGAUCCUCCAUCAAGAUGAAGACAGAGCCCGUGGCCUCGGAGCCGGUGUCUGCAGCUGCAUCGUCUGCCAAGGUGGGGAGUCACGUCCCCACCAUCCCAAACGGCUCCAGCACUCAGGGCAAACCACACGAGCGCUCCGGAAAACUGACAGCCGACCAGCUGGCUGCUAUCGAGGACGAAGAGCUCCUUGACAAAAUGCUCGAUGAGUCGAAAGACUUUGAGGAGAGGAAGAUGAUCCGUGCAGCCAUGAGAGACCUUCGCAAGAGAAAGAGAGAGGCCAUGCUGGGAUGUACUCAAGAGGAAAUAGACCAGAGAGAAAAGGAGCGCGACAACCGUCUGCAGGAGAUCCGGCAGCAGAGGGAAGAGCGAGGGCAGAAAGGCCGUCCAGGCGUGGGAGCAGGAGAGGUGGGGAUGAGGAAGGUGGAGAAGUCCGCCGACGGCUCCAGCCUCAGCCAAGUCACCAAGACGGACCGCUUCGCUUCGUCUGAUGAUGGAAGCAGAUCUGUACGCAGCACUGUUGUUGAGUCCAGUUAUCUGCAGAAAACAGACAGAGGGACACUCCAGUCAAAGUCAUACAGCUUCAGCUCUUCAUCUUCCUCCUCCAACGCAAGCAAAAAAGUGGGCAGUGUGUUUGACCGCGAGGACGACACAUCGUCUCGCAGCGGCAGCAGUGGAUUGGCCGCGGUUGAGCGACUGCAGGCGGAGCGGCGCAAGGAGCUGAUGAGAGCUCAGAGUCUGCCCAAGACCUCGGCCAUGACCGCCCGCAAAGCCAUGAUAGAGAAGCUGGAGAAGGAGGGAGGCGGCCCUGGAAAUCAGGCGGUCGCCAAGGUAAACAAGGUCCAGCGCUCCACCAGCUUUGGUGUUCCCAACGCAAACUCCAUCAAGCAGAUGCUGCUCGACUGGUGCCGUGCCAAGACCCGCUCGUAUGAGCAUGUGGAUAUUCAGAACUUUUCAUCCAGCUGGAGUAACGGCAUGGCAUUUUGUGCCCUGGUGCACAAUUUUUUCCCUGAAUCCUUUGAAUUCGAGUCCCUGAGCCCGAGCAACCGCAGGCAAAACUUUGAGGUGGCCUUCAACACAGCAGAGACGUACGCCAACUGCAUGCCUCUGCUGGAGGUGGAGGACAUGAUGAUCAUGGGUAAUAAACCCGACUCCAAGUGUGUCUUCACCUACGUCCAGUCUCUGGUCAACCACCUGCGCAGAUACGAGAUGUCCAUGGGUCGGCCCUGUCCCCUCUGACCUCUGACCUGAGGGUGAAGCCUGGACGUGGCAUCAUGGACAAGUUGGGGAUUGUGCGUGUGUGUGUGCGUGCGUGUGUUUGUGUUCGUUUGCGUAUUAGCUUUGUUGGCAGUGGUGAUGUGUUUUCAUUAUUUCAUUAACACAAAGUCCGUCUUUUUACAGAAAGAGGGCGCCAAAGUUUUUAUAAGACUACCUUUUCAAAGCUUUAAAAAUGUAAUCUUUUUUUACUCUGCGUUGUACCAGGAACAUUUUAACAUGCAGAAGCCGUGUUACCACGCCAGUGUGCUACAAAAGAGAAAUCUUUGUAUAGUAUUUCCCCUUUAAGUUAUUUUUCACUAUCUCUCUGCCAUACUUUUGUAAUUAUAAACCUUGUUGGCAUUGCUUUAGGUCAUUCCACAAGAAGAAAAAUAUACCGUUGCGUUAUUUGGUUUUUAUCUCGGUACUUUUUAAUUGUUAAAACACUCUGGCUGCUUGAAGUAUUUGAAUUAAGUUAUUCUGAUGUUGAUGUAACAGUUAGCCUAUUACUAUUUAAUACAGAGGCACAGGGAAGUCCUUCAUUGUUCAAAUGGAUGCAGCAAGUAUGCAGUGAGUAAAUCUCACCUUUCUGAACUUUAAAGUGCUACUGAGAACAUGUUUAACACUAUUUGAACUUUUUAAAAGCCACCUGUAUAAUAUUAUUCUAACAGCGAGUAUAUUUGCGGUCAAACACGUUUUUUUUUAUUCAGGUAUAUAGAAAAAAGAGGAGUGGGCUGAGGUCAUUUGGCUGACUUGUAUAAUGACUUGAUUUUUUUUCACUGACGGCAUAUUUCGAAAAACAAAAUGUGUACAGCAGUGCUGCCUCACCCCAGCAUCACUGACUUACUGCCACACACACCCACACACUGCUCUUUUAGAGGGCUUCUUAUUUAUGCUCGAUUAGAUUUUGUUGAAAUAUACUAUUUUUAUUUUGUUAGUGUGUACAUCAUGCUUUGUUCAAAGCGUCGAUAAGCUCAAGCUAUUAGGAUGUUUUGUUGAACUAAUUGGGGUCACUUUUUGGACGAGUUAAAGGGCCUGAUGAAAGCCGGCUUUCUGUUUCAACGUGAGUUAUCAUGACUGAACAUAACUGCCAACUGUAUAUUUUACAACAUUAAGCUAAGGAAUUUUUUAAGGGUGAAAGACUUUUAUUACGCUUGUAAAAAAUUAAGAUGCCUUUAAUAAGAAAUUCUGAUUGUCUCAGAGCUUAACGAGCUUGAUGAAACGUAUUUCUUAAAGGUUUUCUUUUGUUUGGAGAAAUUAUUUGAGAUGAUUCCACCGCUGCCGAAUGAAAACAGAAUACCUUCCACGGUGCAGUGAGUGCUGUAAAUAAGAGCUUAAACACAUUAUAAUUUCAUGUUUCUGUGCACCACAGUCAAAUGUGAAUUGAAAUUAAACCAAUUUGAAAUGAA